AUGGGUCAGACUUUGUCGGAGCCCGUCGUUGAAAAGUUAUCCGACAGUGGCGCAGAUGACUGUGUCCUGUAUGGCCUUUCGGCCAUGCAAGGAUGGCGCAUAAGUAUGGAAGAUGCACAUGCUGCAAUACUCGACCUACAACCCGAACAGAAUGGACAAACUCUGAAACCUGCUCCCCCUGAUAAACGUCUUUCGUACUUUGGAGUCUACGAUGGGCAUGGUGGUGAGAAAGUGGCCCAGUUCGCGGGUGAAAACAUACACAAGAUUGUGGCCAAACAAGAAGGCUUUGCCAAAGGUGAAAUUGAGCAAGCACUCAAGGACGGGUUCCUGGCAACAGACCGUGCAAUCUUGUCAGAUGCCCGGUAUGAGGACGAAGUCUCUGGCUGCACUGCUUCGGUCGGUGUGAUCUCAAGAGACAAAAUAUGGGUUGCGAACGCUGGUGAUUCCCGCUCAGUACUCGGUGUGAAAGGCAGAGCAAAGCCUUUGUCAUUUGACCACAAGCCACAAAACGAAGGCGAGAAGGCUCGUAUUAGUGCCGCUGGCGGUUUCGUCGAUUUCGGUCGUGUCAAUGGAAACCUGGCCUUGUCACGUGCUAUUGGUGAUUUUGAGUUCAAGAAGAGUGCUGAUCUUUCACCUGAACAACAAAUCGUCACAGCUUUCCCUGAUGUGAUAACACAUGAAGUGUCGAGUGACGAUGAGUUCCUCGUCAUCGCUUGUGAUGGCAUCUGGGACUGUCAGUCAUCGCAAGCCGUUAUUGAGUUUGUUCGCCGAGGCGUUGCUGCAAAGCAGGAACUGCAUCUUAUAUGUGAAAACAUGAUGGACAACUGUCUGGCUUCCAACAGCGAGACUGGCGGUGUAGGCUGUGACAACAUGACCAUGAUUGUCAUUGCCCUUCUCAAUGGAAAGACCAAGGAGGAAUGGUACGAUCUUGUUGCCAAACGUGUGGCCGAUGGUGAUGGUCCAUGUGCACCACCAGAGUAUGCUGAAUUCCGUGGCCCCGGAGUGAGACAUCAAUUUGAUCAUGACAGUCCUGAUGAUGAGUAUGAGUUAGAUCUAGACCAUCGAUCUAGAGGAUUCGGCGGUCGAAAUGGCCGGAUUAUCCUUCUCGGAGACGGCACCGAAGUAUUGACCGAUUCAGACGACGCAGAAAUGUUCGACCAAAGCGAAGAAGACAAGGACACAGCAAACCAGGUGAAGAAAGAGACCCCCGACACUUCCGACUUGGACUCGACCCGGAACGAGCGAGAAGGAACGCCAGGCCCGCAAUCAGCCAGUGAUGACAACAAAGCAUCUAGCCAUCGAGAUGCAUCCCAUGGGCCCGGUACCGAGAUCAAAGCAGUUGCUGAUGAAACAGUGGAGAAGAAAGCUGCGUGA
This is a messenger RNA of Exophiala bonariae, 1374 nucleotides long. RefSeq lists its product as uncharacterized. The coding region runs from base 1 to 1374 and encodes 457 amino acids. NCBI's taxonomy places the organism in Eukaryota, Fungi, Ascomycota, Eurotiomycetes, Chaetothyriales, Herpotrichiellaceae. Gene Ontology annotation, molecular function: protein serine/threonine phosphatase activity; cation binding. Gene Ontology annotation, biological process: protein dephosphorylation. The record is from RefSeq and is a predicted model, not a curated record. The transcript has 7 exons.